UAUUUUUAUUACUUACGCUAUGCUAAUUGUUUAUUUAGAAAACCUAUAUUUAAAUGCAAAUAGCUUGGAAAUGCUGAAGACAUGGGCUCCGACGCAGGUUGAAAAGUGGGGGGGGGGCAUAGGAGUUUUAAACAAUCAUAACAAAAGAUUUUUAAAAACGCUCUAUUAUUCUGCAAUAACGUGGGGCCCUGGAAGAUAGAAGAACAGUUUACUUAGAUGAAAUGCAUGCCUAAAUGAGCAUGUUUUGAACAGUAAUGCAAGGCCUUGUUUCCCACCCUGUAAAUGCGCACCUUGGCAGCUGGCUUUCAUUUUUUGAAAACGAAUCACCUUAAUAGCACACGUGCACCUUAAUUGGAGGUGGGCUUGUAGUUGCACCGUAAAAAAGAACCAUGGCCAUGGCGGUGAUAGUGAACUCCUUUAUUUUUAGAUUUAUUUUUGCAUGGAUUUCAUCGAUUCUAGUUUCAGUCAGAGGAUACAGUAAACGGUCACUUAACUUCAGUGGAGCACUUGCUGCUGUGAUAGUUGGUUUUACUCUAACGUUAGCAGGCUACGCGUUUUUUGCAUCCUUGCUAGCUUUUUUCACAACUUCUUCGUUGUGGACGAAGUGGAAAUCAGAUAAAAAGAGAAAAAUCGAAGAGGACUUUAAGGAAGGGGGACAAAGAAACUGGCUUCAAGUCUUAUGUAAUGGUGGUUUUCCAUCCGCUUUAUGUAUAAUCUAUUUAAUGGAGGUUGGGUACAAAGACCGACCAGUGAAUUAUGCUAGAGAUUUCCCGGCAUCUUGUCUCAGUAUGGCAGUUUUAGGUGCAAUAGCUUGUUGCAAUGGUGAUACCUGGUCAAGUGAAAUUGGUAUUGCAGUAGGCUCUAAGACACCCAGGCUAAUAACUACACUAAAAAGGGUCCCAGUUGGAACAAAUGGUGCAGUGUCUUUUGUUGGUACCACUGCCAGUCUGAUUGGUGGCCUUUUUAUUGGCCUAGUUUACUACAUUUCUAUUUUGGUACUAGGAUUCAUCAACAGUUUUACAGCAGAUUACCCUGCCCAAUGGCCAGUUAUUCUUCUUGGUGGUUUUGCAGGGCUCUUUGGUAGCUUUAUUGAUUCUGUUUUGGGAGCAACUUUACAAUAUUCAGGCUUCUGUGAAGAACAAAAGAAGGUUGUCAGCAAGCCAUCAAGCACUGUGAAACACAUUUGUGGAAAAAACAUACUUGAUAACCAUUUGAUCAAUCUUCUAUCAUCCUCUAUUUCUGGAAUUGUAACAUCGUACAUCGGCUAUAUGGCAUGGCAAUAUAUCAACUAAAAGCUUUUAUCUACAGACACCACCAGGCAUAGUUUAAGGAUCGAAUAAUGUAAUUUUACUUUGUACUUUUGAAAAAGCAAAUUCUGAAAAUUUUGCUCUACUAUUUGCUGCUAAACAGUUGUACUCAUUCCGUGCUGGAAAACCACUUUCAUUGUUUAAGUAUGCUUUUUGUCCAAAUUGCUUGAUUUCAUCACUUUUCAUCACUUAUUUCAUUUGGAAAUAAGUUGCAUACAAGAUGUGAUGGAUAUCUUAAAGCUGUUGAAUGCUUAAUAUUCUGGAAACAAGUUGUUUGUGGUUUGCACUCAGAUGAAAAAUAUAGUAACGAAAACCAUUCUUUUUUAGAAGCUGUUUAUUAUUACAUUCAGAAGGAAAACAUGAUUGUCGUCCCUGCUAAAUAUGUCUUGUUGUAAUUCAAGUAAAAUUCUGAAACCUAAAUGAAAACAAAUAUACAACAAGAAAACUUCAUUAAAAUGUACAUUAUAUUUAGAUUCGCACAUUCAUAUUUGGCAAGUUCAAUUUGCAGUAAACAUUUACUUUUGCAAGUUAAAACGAUUUUGGAUUCAAACAGCAUUUUCUUUGUGAUAUUUUUUGCAAUUACAUUCAACUCUACACAAAAUUUAAACCCAACCGUGCAAUAUCUUAAUUUUACUCUGUUUACAGUUUUCAGCACCUGGUUUGAUGAUAACGGUUUCCUACUGUAGUAAUAAUUUCACAUUUGAUGACUUGGAUUUCCUUUUAACAUUGAAGGAUUAAUUAUCUUAAGAAAAACAUUAAUUUUAAUAUGAGGCUGAGUAAACAACCUAAAGAAUCUGAAUAAAAGUCAAAAUGUCACAUAUAGUCAUUCAAAAUACUGUCUGUGUCCAUAAUUGUUGAGAGUACUAUAAAGUACAAUAUGCUUUGUUCAAAAUGAUAUUUACUGAUUUAAAACUUUCUUGCAAGCAGCGCUUCCACCUUUUAAUCCAGAUUGUUUAUCUUUGACAUUUUUCCUUUUCACUUGUCAAUUAAUGUAUUUCAAAAGUUGCUCAAAGAUAUAAUCUUAUGAUGACCUUGUCAAAAACAACUUAAUAUAAUGCUUUUUGUUUAUUGAGAAAUCAAAAUUGAAGAUAAAGCCUUUAGCAACAUGGUUGGAAGCUGGAAUUUUAGAAGCAUAAAAGGCAUUGAGACACAGUCUCUGCAUAGGAUUUCAAGACUCAGCUGUCUUGAUAUACCAUAUUCUUUAAUCAUGGCAUUGAUGCCAUCAAUUUCAAUCGUUAAAUGAAGUGAUAAGACCAUUGCCCAUUGCCGCUGCAGACAGAUUUUUUAUUCUUUAUUUUAUCACACUUCUGCUUAUACAAAAAGAGGAAAAUCAUUGAGGAAAAGCCAAACAUUGUUAAUUGACUUUUUAAAUUACAAGCAGGAUUCUUUGCAAUUAAAAUUUAAACAGAAAACAUAACAAAGUUAGUAGAAUCUAUCAAACUCAAAUAUAAUGAGAACUUUAAUAAAUGUAUUUAUACAACUUUUGAAAAGAAAGCUCUCUGUCGCAAUUAAGCUAUACAAUAACUUGCAAAGCACUUGUAACUCCUAAAACAGGGAAGGGAAAGUCAUAGUCCAAAUAAAGAUAAUUGAUUUUCAUAAGCUCCAAAGCUAAAUAUCACUGAUGUGCUCAAUUACUUUUUACGCCAACAUAUAUGCACCAGUUUUGUACAUCUGAAGAAUCUAUUACUUUGAUAUAUCCAAUGUUAAAAUGUGUUUGUUGUUAGUUUGCUUCGCACACUUUUGAAAGGGUACCUUAUAUUUCUAGAUAAAAUCAAAACUCUAAAAGGUCUUCAAAUAGAGUUUUGAAAAACAAAGGAUGGGCUUUAAAAGAGCAAAAACAGAGGGAUUUUGCAAAUGAGGGUCAUUUAAAAUUUAUUGUAAAGAUUGACUAAAUUUUAAGAAAUCAAUCUCAAAAUGGUAAGUACCACCUCUAACUAUCUGACUGCCUUCAAAAUAUUUCUUUACAAAUGUUCUAGUAAUUCUGCAGAAUAGUUUGAAAAUAGUCAUUGGAUGAGAUUAUAGACAAGCAACUAGCCUAACAGGUUUAACCACAAUUUUGCAAAAAGGGUGUAUCUGUCAGUGAGACAGAAAGGUUUGAGAAGGGUCUCAAAAAUUGCUGAAAACCUGUCUUUAAGCAUCAGAGAACAAACUUUAGGAAUUUUUGAUGUACUAGAUGCAGGUCGACCUUUAGGAGAUGCUUCCCUCAAAUUUACAAGACUUGUUUCCAAAGAAGGGAUGAAUACUCAUGUAAAUAAAAAUGACAUUGGACUUUCCCUUGCUCUGAUUAUCUUUUGUGCCUUAAUCCACAAACAGGAAAAUAAAUAAUGUUACAAAACAAGACAGAUUUAAGAGCAAUAAGGCUGUGUUUGCAACCAUGUACCCCCUUUUGUGUUCUAUUUGGGAUUUCAAUAAUUGUCGACUACUGAGCAUCACAAGGGUAUCACCAAUUAAUGAUGCAGUAGUUUCAAAGGUAUAUAAAUAUACAUAUAUAUUAUACAUGUUGAAAAUCUUGAUCUAUGUGUCAG
Molecule: messenger RNA, 3832 nt
Organism: Rhopilema esculentum
Lineage: Eukaryota; Metazoa; Cnidaria; Scyphozoa; Rhizostomeae; Rhizostomatidae
Product: transmembrane protein 19
Cellular component (GO): membrane
Source: RefSeq, a predicted model, not a curated record